Messenger RNA from Acanthopagrus latus (yellowfin seabream), 1729 nucleotides. RefSeq names its product glycogenin 2 (gene gyg2). Gene Ontology annotation, molecular function: glycosyltransferase activity. Gene Ontology annotation, cellular component: cytoplasm. NCBI's taxonomy places the organism in Eukaryota, Metazoa, Chordata, Actinopteri, Spariformes, Sparidae. The record is from RefSeq and is a predicted model, not a curated record. The coding region runs from base 119 to 1279 and encodes 386 amino acids. The transcript is spliced from 9 exons.
UCUGGUGCAAAGGUGCAAUCUGCAUGACAGACCAUCUGCAUUGAAGUUCAACAAACUGUUGCCUACCUUGUGGGAAAAAUUAAAGUCCUGGAUUUGCAGAAGGCACCACACAUCAACAAUGUCAGCUGGAGAGGCCUUUGUCACUCUGGUCACCUCAGACUCAUACUGCAUGGGGGCCAUAGUGGUGGCUAAAAGUCUUCAGCGUCAUGGGACGACUCGCAGCAUUGUCGUCAUGGUCACACCAAACGUCUCAGAACAGAAAAGGCUCUCCUUUAGCAAUGUGUUUGACGAGGUCAUCAUGGUGGACAUGAUGGACAGUGAGGACCAUCCCAACCUGUUCAUGCUGGGACGUCCUGAGCUUGGCAUUACCUUCACCAAGAUCCACUGUUGGACUCUGACCCAGUACAGCAAAUGUGUCUUCCUGGAUGCAGAUACACUCGUUCUGUGUAAUGUGGAUGAACUGUUCGAAAGAGAGGAGCUGUCAGCGGCUCCUGACCCCGGCUGGCCCGACUGCUUCAACUCUGGCGUGUUUGUCUUCAGACCUUCACUCCACACCCACACCAGACUACUGGAUCACGCCCGACAGCACGGAAGCUUUGAUGGAGGGGACCAGGGCCUGUUGAACAGCUUCUUCAGCAGCUGGCCGGUGGAAGACAUCAGUAAACACCUGCCAUUCAUCUACAACCUCAGUGGCAGCUCCGUCUAUAGCUACCUCCCUGCUCUCCAACAGUUUGGACACAGUGCGAAGAUCGUCCACUUCACAGGAGCAGUGAAACCCUGGAGUUCUGGCAGCCAGAGGGACAAAGGCCCCUCAGACUCUAUGGGCCACUUUGUAUCACUGUGGUGGAAGGAAUACCUUCACCAUGAUUCAACAUCAUCAGGGAAACAGACCAGUGAAGUAUUGGGGAAACAACAACAGGUCCAAGAAGCGAAGAUGCCAUUUAGAGAAACCCUGGAUGGCUCCACUUCACUGCUCGCACAUUUUUCACCCCGCCCUGAGAUACUUCAAUCACCACCUCAACCAGAGACUUCUUCCCAUGCAGAUGACACAUCACUGAAGAAUGGGUCAGCAACAUCUGAUGACAGACAGACAGCAGAGAUCCAGGAACCAGAGGAGUUGGAGGUCAAUGACGGGGCCUUGGACUCAAAUCCUAAGGCUGCAGAAACGGAGACAGAGCGGCUGGAGCAUCGCAGGCAGUGGGAGGCCGGGCAGGUUGACUAUCUGGGCAGACAUGCCUUCGAAAACAUCCAGAAGAUGCUCGACCGCUUCCUUGACUAACCCAAACCGACCUGAGUCCUCUAGCUCGUUUUAAUUUGCUCCGAGGUCGAGUUCAGCCCUGAGGUCAAGUUCAGCUCAAUAGUGAUAACAUGACUGAAUAUCUGGGCUGUGAUGUUGGGAUUUGACAUGAUGUGAUGUUUCAUAGGCAGACACAAAUACAGCUUUCCCUACCACAUUCCAGUGUGAUGUAUACCACUUUGAGACUGAUGGGGGACUUAAGCCACUGUAGCAGUUCUCACUGAGACUGAUAAUAUAACCACAUACAUUGUACACUUUGGGGCUCCAACACUGAUUCAUGUCACUGUGAAUAAACUCUAUACACCAAUAUUGGGCCAUGCACCAAACUCAUUGUACGGUACCUGAUGAAAAAGUAUUGGUAAAUGGCUGUAAAACUGUUUUUUUUACAGAGUUGAGGUUUGAUUUUUGUCUUGUGUAAUUUCAAUUGUGCAU